Molecule: messenger RNA, 4451 nt
Organism: Galeopterus variegatus (Sunda flying lemur)
Lineage: Eukaryota; Metazoa; Chordata; Mammalia; Dermoptera; Cynocephalidae
Gene: UBE2R2
Product: ubiquitin-conjugating enzyme E2R 2
Exons: 5
Coding region: 149-865 (238 amino acids)
Biological process (GO): protein polyubiquitination; ubiquitin-dependent protein catabolic process
Molecular function (GO): ubiquitin conjugating enzyme activity
Source: RefSeq, a predicted model, not a curated record
CGGGCCGUCUGAGGCCUGGUCCGGCCCACCGGGUGUGUGAAGACAGGGGCCCGGUGCGGCCCGGCCCGCGGGCGAGAGGAGGGGAGGGGCCUGGUCCGGCCCAGCCGGUGCGUGAGGACUGGGGCCCCAGCCCGGCGCCGCCGCCGUGAUGGCCCAGCAGCAGAUGACCAGCUCGCAGAAGGCCUUGAUGCUGGAGCUGAAAUCCCUGCAGGAGGAACCGGUGGAGGGCUUCCGGAUCACCCUGGUGGAUGAGUCCGACCUCUACAACUGGGAGGUGGCCAUCUUCGGACCCCCCAACACCCUCUACGAAGGCGGCUACUUCAAGGCGCAUAUUAAAUUUCCUAUUGACUACCCAUAUUCACCACCUACCUUCAGAUUCUUGACCAAAAUGUGGCAUCCCAACAUUUAUGAGAAUGGAGAUGUAUGCAUUUCAAUUCUUCAUCCGCCUGUAGAUGACCCACAGAGUGGAGAACUGCCCUCUGAAAGGUGGAAUCCUACUCAGAAUGUGAGGACUAUCCUGUUAAGUGUAAUCUCACUGCUUAAUGAGCCCAACACCUUCUCCCCAGCCAAUGUGGAUGCUUCGGUUAUGUUCAGGAAAUGGAGAGACAGUAAAGGAAAAGACAAAGAAUAUGCUGAAAUCAUUAGGAAACAGGUUUCAGCCACUAAGGCAGAAGCAGAAAAGGAUGGAGUGAAGGUCCCCACAACCCUGGCAGAAUACUGCAUCAAAACUAAAGUGCCUUCCAAUGAUAACAGCUCAGAUUUGCUUUAUGACGACUUGUACGACGAUGACAUUGAUGAUGAAGAUGAAGAGGAGGAAGAUGCCGACUGUUAUGAUGAUGAUGAUUCUGGGAAUGAGGAGUCGUGACGUGCUCCUUCAGUGCCCCUGUACUGCCCUGCCGUCUCAGGCCGAAGGGAGGGGAGCAAGUGGGGACCUAGCAGUGGCCCCUCAGCAAAAACCUAUUCACAGGGGGUGGGGAAAACAAACACAGCUCCUGCUGACUCCCCUUAUGGAUCUCAGUUUGCUCCUCUUAUGGACCUUUAAUGGAGAGAAAGUAACCCUCCACAGAAUGUCUGAAUUCUUGCAUUCUUUACCCUUUCAUCACUGUAUUGAUUCUUUUUUUAAAAAAAAAGACAAAACAACAACCCAAACUCCCGCCUCACUUUGUCUAUACAGAAUGUUCACAGCGAAACACAUUUGGUCUGUUUUUAGAUUCUUGAAUGAUUAAAUAGUCUUUCAGGACGUUUAAUAUGUUUAAAGCUGGGAACCCAUUGGGAGUUCACAAGUGCUGCAUAUACUGGGUAGCAAAAGAAAAUGGGAGAAAAAAACCCCACAAAACAAACUUAAAAAAAAAAUUGCCAAGGUUUAGCUGCUCAUUUACAUUAGUGUGUGCACAAUUUGUUCAGCCCUAUGGUGGUGAAUUUUGUUUCUUUCCCUUCCUAAGGCUGGGAUACAGUGGGCAUCAGGGACUUUGUGCUAAGCCUGAUGAAAUGUGCUCCUUCAGCCUCCAUGAAAUCAUCCUAAUAUGGAGGCCUCAGCUACUCUGAGGAGAGAAAUCAGAUUGUUUUUUGAAAUUGAUUGGGAUCUAAAGCCUGAAAUAAAUGUUCAUACUUUACAUAGAACUGAGCACUUGAUUGCUAUUUAUUUUAAAGGCAGGGUUAUUUUUUCCCCCAAGGGAGUGGGGUGAAUGGGGAUUUGUGUCUGUGGAUUUUUAGUGAUGGGAACAAAGAGUUAAAAAUUAUGAUGCCAAUUUUGGUUGAUACUGCUGGGGAAAAAAGCCAAAAUUACUGGUGACCACUGCUGAGAGGAAACAUCUGUUUAUUUAAUAUGGCCUUCCCUUCAAAGAUACUCUUAUCAUGAGGUUUUUUUUGUUUGUUUUUAAGUAGCCACUUUUACUCAGUAUUAAUGCUAGGUGCAUGUGUUAAGAUUUUGGUUUUCAUUGAGCUGCUUAUACUGAAUAGUGAUAAAUGUGGAUGUGUGUGAGACAUGAGUGACCGACUGGUUCCUGCUUUCUUCAUUGGAUGUGAUCUAGACUUUUUUCUCCUUUCAACUUAUUUUGGCUAUGGAGUUCAGGUAGAAAUUGUGCAUGGAGCUCCCCCUGGGCUUGUCUCUUCUUCUGGCAGGAUCAAGGGAGUUGACUGCAGUCAAGUUUCCCAGCCAGGCAAGGCUAUAUCUUCGUGCCAUGCAAUUGCUAUGGCUUUGAUUUCCCAGGUCUCGAUCAUGUGUUGCUUUAAUCAAUAUUGAGAUCCAGCAGCCUUCACCAUCCAGGGACUUCAGAACUUGAAGGCGAUUUUAUUUGGUAUGGGGCUACACCAUUUCAUAGGAGGACAGUAUUCUAUGAGUGGGGAAAACCGCUAUAAUAUAAAAUCAGAUUUCAAAAGGAAAGUAAAAGGACAAGCAAGGACAGACUACAGCCCGACUGAAAAUCCUUGUGCACUAGCAUCUACUCCUUUUUUUAGAUCACAGCUCAGAAAGAAACAAAGGGCAGAUUAGGGACAGGGGAAGGAUGGAUCCUAGGAUGGUUAUAGUGAUGCUUGCUUCUUAGCUCCUCCUUCCUUUCUGAUCUCAGGGUUUUCAUUCGCUCUUCAACUCUCCCAAACAUAUGCUGACUAUUUCCCAGCAGCCCUCUCUGACCUCUAAAGUUUGGUCUGGUAUUAAAUGGGAAUGUUUAACAUGCUAAGGUACUAAUGGACACUAAUGAGCCUGGUCCCAGAAUCUCUGUGUAAUCUCCAUGGGGCCGGGGCUGCUACUUGCACCCUUGAAUCCAUUGAUUCCAGUCAGAUUCAGGGAACAGAGCAGCUCUUUGUGAUAAUAUGCUCUUAAAUUGUCUGACUACAAACUCUCAUAGAAGAUGUUGGAACUAGCUUUUUAUUUCCCAUACUUAAAUAAUGCUUCCAGAUACUCUGCAGAAUUUCUGGAGCCUAAACCUCUUGCCAUGCUCUCUGAUUUGCCUCUCUCAAACACACAGGUUUACAGCCAGUAGGUUGGUCUUAUUUUCUUGGAGCCCUAAAACUAAGGCUUUCAUUCCUCUUACUGCUACAGCAUCUCACUCCCAGGGCAGGCCAGGCACCUUGGCACUGUGGAAAGUGCUGUGCUGCUUAGCUAUGUCCCAUUAGGCCCUGUUGGCCUCUGUUGCAAGUUGACUCAGGGAGCCAGAGAGCCAAGUAGAUGUUGUACCUCUCAGCCCUUCGGGGUAUUACUGUUGAGGGCUGGGUUUGCCUCUGAUGAGAGUAUAAUCAAUCAGUUCCAGAAGACUGGGGUAUGUUGACUUGCUAGCAGGUAGACAUUGAGAGUUUAGACUGACAUAAAGCCCAGAUGCAGGUUCCAGAGCUCUGUCCCUGAGAGCAUCAUCUUGUGGAAAAAUACUUGGGUAUGUAAUUUUUUUUCUUCUUGGGAGUGGAGCUGGUCUCAGGCUCAAGCCAGAACCUAGUGAGUACAAAUGUGCUGGUUAUUUGGUGUGACAUGAACUCAAAAUCCUGCGUUUUUAGAUUCCUUUUGAUUCUGAGACCUGCUGGAUGCUCUUCAGUUCUGUGUACUUUGAGGCUGGGUGGAGAAAGUAUAAUACGAUUCCGUUGUUGCUUCUCUCAAAGUCUUUCCCCCGCCCCCCGUCUUUCUCGUAUCAUUCCAGAAUUCUUUUCUAUUAGCCAGACUUUUUUUGUAGUCCCUUCUUUCCCUUACUUGGAAAUUAUUUGCUUCUUUACUUGCUGGUUUCCUUAUGUUUGGGGCAUAUAUAGUACAAGAUCAGAAGGGGAAAAUGUGUAGUUCUCUACUGAAAACUAACUCUCCAACCCUCCCAUGCUGAUAAACAAGGUUUACAUUUACAACUAAAGAUUCAGAUGCAAUUUUCAACUAUUCUGAAACCAGCAGGACAUACCUGACUUUAAUAGUUUUCUUAGCUGAAAUUGUAAUGUUUUUCUUCAGUUUAACUUAUGAGAAAAGAUUAUCUGAUGCAUUUUGUGUUGACUUCCCCUUUAGUGGUUUAUUUUGUCUUUUUCUGCCCAUCUGUCUACUAAUAAAAUGUGAAAUAAAAUAUACCUGUAUUGCUAUUUCCCCAUGGGAUGACACUCCUUUUUUUCCCGGUAUUAAAACUAAAAGGUGGUCUUAAUAUUUUCGAUUUACCUUGCAGAUUAUGCCCAGAGCUCAGCUGAAAAGUUACAACAAAAACCAAAACUGGUUGACCUGCCUUUAUGACAUCUUGUCUAACUUAUCUCCCUGGAGAAUAACCAUCCUCAAUCCUUACAAGGUGUUUAAAGGAAGAUUCUUAAGGAUAUAAUCAUUUGUUAAAUUUGAUUCUGUAAUAGGACAGUCAGUCAAAACACUGAAGGGAUAGAGGGUGCUGUGUUGACCUCCUAGGCAAACAUUUUGUUUUUAUUGUCAUUUGUGUCCAUAACUUCCUGCUGCUAAUAGCAAGGAUAAGGCAAAAGGAUCAGAUUAAUAAAAGUCCCUGUUUGGU